CAAACAAAGAAUUCCACUGAGACUUAGAAGAAUGGGAGUGAGAAUAGCCUUUAUGGUAGUUUUGUGUGUUUUUCCGGCGAUGGUCUCAGCCAUACGCCCUCACUUAACCCCUUUCUAUGUGAAGGGUCGCGUGUUUUGUGACCCUUGCCGUGCCGGUUUUGAGACUCCUCUAACCACCUACAUUGCUGGUGCCGAGGUUACUCUGCAAUGCAAGGACAGAAUCACGAACAACAAUGUGUACAGCAAGCAGGUUAAGACUGAUUCAACAGGAUCAUUUACGAUCUUCGUGGACGCGAAUCAAGCAAAUCAAAAUUGUGAUGCGAGUCUAGUAACAAGUCCUCUACGUGAUUGCAAAGAGCCCACUCCAGGCCGUGACCAUACACGUGUUAAUCUCAAUCGCUUCAAUGGCAUUGCCACCAAUGAUAGAUUUGUCAACAACUUGGGUUUCAUGAAGGAAAUUGUUGCAUCUAGUUGUGCAAAGAUUUUCAAGAGUUACCAAGAGUUAGGUAAUGGGAAUUAAUUUCACUGAAUUCUUUAUGUUAACUUUUUAUUGUGAUUGUACGCUAGUGGACCUUAUUGGAAUUUGAAUAAUUGUAGGAAGUUCCUUAUUGGAUAUAGAGUUUGUAGUUUCUAGUCA
Messenger RNA from Glycine soja, 637 nucleotides. RefSeq names its product protein DOWNSTREAM OF FLC-like. NCBI's taxonomy places the organism in Eukaryota, Viridiplantae, Streptophyta, Magnoliopsida, Fabales, Fabaceae. The record is from RefSeq and is a predicted model, not a curated record. The transcript is spliced from 2 exons. The coding region runs from base 32 to 520 and encodes 162 amino acids.